AAACGGGACCUUCACUUGGAUUUACCACUUAAUCGUCAGGCUUUCGGGAGAGAGAAGGGCUCUCGACUUCGGAGUUUGGACUCCCGACUCGCGAGCUGUCGAAGCUAAGGGAAGCUGCAGAGUAGAAUAUACAUGGCUGCAAAGGUGAACAAAAGACUGGAAACCCUCCAUCGAUCUACUCAUAAGCUGUAAGUUAUUUACAUAUCCACAAUGUUCAAUCUCCUCUUGAAGAUUCCUCUCCCAAUAGGGAGGACUGUGCGAGAUUCAACGACCCAACUGGGUUCUCUUCAAAACCCUUUAUUUUUCAGAUUCAUCUCCUCAAAAAGCCCUAGAGAUCAGAUUCAGAACGAUUUCGUAGUUUCUUACCUCAUAAGUUCAUGUGGGUUCUCACCCACAGCUGCCAUCUCUGCAUCCAGGAAAAUAAGUUUUUUAACCGCAGCCAGACCAGACACAAAUCUUACUCUCUUUAGAAACCAUGGUUUCACUGAAAAACAGAUUUCAAUGCUCAUUAGAAAGUGCCCAGCUUUGCUCGUGGCCAAACCUACAGAGACCCUUCUUCCGAAACUUGAGUACUUCUAUUCCGUGGGCGUUCAAAACUCUGACCUUGCCAAAAUCCUCUCGAGAGACCCAGGAGUAUUGUUCUCUAGCUUAGAAAACCAAAUCAUCCCUUCUUUUAUUUUCUUCAAGAGUUUAGUUGGGACUGUGGAGAAUGUUGUUAUUGCUCUAAAACGUCAAACCCGUUUCCUCAAAUGUAAUAUGCAGAAUCUGGCUCAAAAUGUUGCAACUUUGAGAGAAAAUGGAGUGCCUGAAUCUAAUAUUCUGACGUUACUAACUUAUUAUCCCAAAACUGUCACACCUAAAAAUGAUAGAUUCAAACAGCGGGUUGGGGAAAUUAAGCAAAUGGGUUUUGACCCUUCGAGAAGCCCUUUUGUGAUUGCUCUCGUUGGGUUUUCAUCAAUGAAUAAAUCCACAUGGAAGCAGAAAUUGGAGGCUUUUGGAAGUUGGGGUUUGUCUGAAGAUGAUACUGUCUCGGCGUUUAAGAAGUAUCCCUGGUGUAUGAUGCUGUCUGAGAAGAAAAUAAGGGCACAGAUGGAUUUCUUUCUGAACAAAAUGGGUUGGGAAUUGGCAGAUGUUACGAGGAGCCCACAAAUUCUCGGGUUUAGCUUGGAGAAGAGACUUAUCCCAAGGUGUUCAGUUCUUCGAGUUCUGCAGUUGAAAGGUCUAGUAGAGAGAGAUCAUAGUAUAGGAAGUGUGUUGAUAAAGAGUGACAAGUCCUUCAUGGAGAAGUUUGUGACCAAGUACGAGAAGGAAGUUCCUCAACUGUUGGAUGUAUACAAAGGGAAGAUUGGUCUGCCAGAACUAGGAUACGGAUCUGAUGAAGUCAGUAGAAGGAAACUUAUUGUGAAAAUAUUAAAUUUUUGAAAUUCAAUAUGAAUCUUAAUGUUUCCCUGUUUUCUGUAUUUUCCUCUGUUACAGUUCACUCUCACUGAACCUGAUAUAUUUUAGGUAUGACAACAGUUAACUUUCUGCUUUUGAAACAGGUAUUGAUUUGUUUAUAUAAGAAUUACCAUUUUUCUUGGAA
Molecule: messenger RNA, 1582 nt
Organism: Macadamia integrifolia
Lineage: Eukaryota; Viridiplantae; Streptophyta; Magnoliopsida; Proteales; Proteaceae
Exons: 1
Coding region: 211-1422 (403 amino acids)
Biological process (GO): regulation of DNA-templated transcription; chloroplast organization
Cellular component (GO): chloroplast
Molecular function (GO): double-stranded DNA binding
Source: RefSeq, a predicted model, not a curated record